AUGUGCAAAAAUGGUGUGCACCAGAUCUACCUCACUCUGGAUGAAUGUGCCCAUGUGGAAGCUUUGGAUUUGUCUCUGGUGGGCUCUGAAGCUGCCAGCAGCACCUGCUUCGUCUCUCAGAACGAAGCAGCCCUGGACAUCGCUGGCGUCGCGCAGUACAGCGAUGCGCUGGGCCAUGACACCAUGUGGACGCUGGCGGUGCAGAUCCUCGGCAUCCGGCGAAUCAAAGGAGACAGCAUUUGGGAGGGCAUUCUGGCUCUAUUUGUCUCACAGCUGGGUCAGAUGGUGCUGUUGAUCGUUGCGGCAACAGUUCAGCUUCGAAUGUACAGCAGCCAACUUUUCUCGCGCUAUGCCGAUGUCUUUGUAGAAGAACCUGAGGAAGUGAUCUUGGCACGUGCACAGCGCUUUGCUACGGAGUUUUACUGCGGGGUGAAACUGGAAGAGCUGGCUUCAAGACACCGCUUGAAGGCGCUUGUGGAAAAGCUGCAUCGCACCAAGAAGAAGAUUCAGGAACGGCACGGUAUGCCCCCAGGUGCGCUGUGUGCAAAGUGCCGGCAACUUGCACCAGCUUUAGGUGAUACCUGGUGCACUGGGUGCACUUCCUGGGAGUUGUUGGGGCGCGAAUUGAGCGCUUCGUGGGACUCCAGUGGAGCCAGGUUACUUGCUGGUGACUUGGUUCUGAACGCGGCCAGGCAGGUAAAAGCCUUGCGCUCACUCAGCGCUGGCCUGACCCGUAGGGCCGAACAAGGGUCCGCUGGUGCAAGCCGCGCGGAACCGGCUGAACAAGGAGGACGAGAAGGAGCGCACCUGAGGGAAUCUUUGCCUCGAAGGAGGUCGAGUGAGGGUUAUUCUGAGCGGCCAAAAGAGGAGGAGUCUGACAAAGGAGACGAGUCAGAAGAAGAGGAGAGCCGCGGCCGCAGAAGGUCGAAGACCCCUGAUCACCGUCCCAUAAAGGAGGACCACAGUCCCGUAGAGAAGGUCGAGGACAUCGAGAAGAAAGAAAAGAAGGACAUCGAGAGGGCACCAGGAAACCAGGCGCCGAUUGGUGGGAGCUCAACUCAACACGUGAGAGGACGUUUGAGUUGGGGAACCUGUGCAAGUGAGAUGGCCUUUGUCAGUGGAGCCGAGAUUGAUUGUUACGACCACGAUCAAUGGAGUGCAUUGCAACCACUGGCUGGGAGUGUGGUGGAAUGUCAUCUACCCACUUCAUCACUGCGCUACACCGAGGACGAAUGGGCUGCCUUCUUUAUCACCCAGGUGGAGACGCGUCUGGAUGGAAGCUUGCUGCUGGGGGUGCACUUUAUGGGGACCCCCGAUGCAACGGUGGCCGACACCAUCGAGACUAUGUUGCGGCGUGGCGCCAAGGUGCACUUUUGCUUGAGUCGGCCCUGUCUCGACGUAGAUCCAGGGCACCACAUAGAGGCUCUGCAUGUCACUCGAGUCAGAAUUUGGGAGCGAGACGAUUUCGAAGCCGAUUAUCUGGUGAAAGGCAUCGCCGGGCUCAUGAAGAAAUGGAUCAAGGAGCUAGAGGGUGGCGACACCGGCGCCAAGAAGAGGCCUGCCGCCCGCACGCCGCGCGCCAAGAAGCCGCCUGGUGCUGGCAAAGAUGCCGGUGCACCCAAAGGCAAGCGAGAAGGCGCUGGUCGAUCUGGGCUUACAGACGAGAUGCGGGCCGAGCUGAGCAGGAAGCUGGCAGCCGCAAAGAAACGUCACAAGGCCCACAGAGAGGAGGCCGACGACCCUGGGGAGGAACCAGAGGAAGACGGGAGCAGCAUCGAGGAGGUAUCUUCGUCGCCAGAGGAUAUAGGUUUGGCCACUGGUUCGGUGCUGGACGGACCCAGGGAGAAGCACAAGGAGAAGGUGGCAGAGGCUCGGCACAAAGUUCAAGGAGCUCUGGAGGAUAUAAAAGAUUCCGCUACCAAGAGCUUGACCGGCCAGUUGGCCCAGCAAGCGGUGGCCCUAGCAGCUCAGAGGAGGAAAGAGAAGAAGAAAAAGAAACACAAGAAGAAGUCGACACAGACCAAGCUGGCCGAGGCAUUGAGUCGGAUCCUUACUGGGUCCUCAGCGGGGUCAAAGACAAAGAAGAAGAAGAAGAAGAAGAAGAAGAAAGACAAGAAGCGAAAGAGGAGAGUGACGAGAGAUGGGACGAUCGUGAGCUGCAGCAGCAGCUGCAGCAGCUCAUCCGUGCAAGAAGAGGAGGACAAGGUGUCCAGCGACACCGAUCUAGAAGCCCCCAUCAAGAAGAGGAGCAGAGACAACCCGGGAUCCGUUCUUGCGCUGUUGACAUCACACGUGCGCGAGACUAUGGAUCAAGCUGCCUUGACAGAAGUCCCAACAGGAGAGGAGUGUGUGACCAAGGGGGUGAAGAUAGCAACGUACUUUGCUGCCACGCUGGACCUCCUCAGGAGGGGGGACGUAGCCCGAGUGGGGGACUCCUUGGCAGCCAGGUUCAUGGCCUUGCACCAGGCCUUAUUGGACCAAAGCUGGGCAACGGCCCGCCACAUGGAACUUCACGCCAUGGAGGAGACAAGUGCCGGGUCGGCGGCAUUGGUGCUGGCCUCGAGGAAGCAUGGGAGGCUGGUGGAAAAAGUCCAAGGCCGAGGAGGAGGAAGCUGGCCCGGUUGGAGUGGCGGGGCCCGUGGUCGUGGAAAAGGCAGCUGGAAAGGCUCAGGAGAGGCCCCUUGGGGCCAAAGAAGAGAGAAAGGAAAAGGGAAAGAGAAAGGAAAGAAGGGCCGCGGCAAGAAUGCGGCCUGGGAGAACAAGGUAGGAGAUUGGGAGAAGAACAAAGAGAAGGCGGACGAGAAGGCAGCGCGAACCCGUGCUGCCUUUCCAAUUGGCGAGGGAGAUUUUGCACGAGCUCGAAGAGCUUUUCUUUCAAUCAGGCUGGAGGAAUCUGUCACGGAGUCCUUUGUGCUGGACUGGGCUGAGAUGUCAUGGGCUGUUUUGGCCUGCCACGCUUGCAACACGCUCUGGAAUGGACCUAAGCCUUUUGUUACGAGGGCGUGGAACAAACAGGAGAAGUUGCUGGUAGAGGCCGUAGGAGCUUCCAUCAAGAGGAUGAGGCGCCACGGCCAGGCCGAAUGCAACGACUUGGAGAGCCUGGAUAAAGAGCUGCGGGGGCGGAGAGUAGACUAUAGCGGUGAGGAAGUAGGUAUUUGCCACAGGGGAGAACGGGUGAUGAAUGGCCUAUUUGGAGCGUAUGAUGGAGCCCCUCCGGGAGAUGCUGGUACAGUUUGUUUGGCGUGCAACGUUUUACCAAUGGGCUGGGGGUCCUCGGUUGCUAUCAUGCAAGAAGUGAGUGAAAAGCUACUGGAGUGCCCGGGGAUCGCGCGAGAGUCGCAGCUGGUCCGAGGGCGAGCAAUACCACUGUGGAUGGCAGGGCUGGUCAGUGAGGCGGCCACAACAGGGAAAGCAUGGUGGCAUGUAUAUUUGGACAAUUUUGCAGCUGGUGAAGUGGGGCCCAUAGGAACGAGUUUUGACACUGGGGAAAUGAUUCAUCAACGAGCAGAAGAAGCAUGGGAGAAAGCAGGUGUAGUUUCGUCAGCCAAGAAGCGGAAGUCCAAGGAGAUAACAGGGCAAGAGCUAGGCGCUUUCUUUGCAGGGGAUGAGAGAACCAUGGGUCCCUCUUGUGAGAGAACCAUCAAACUGGUGCAAGCCACUGUCUGGCUUCUCAGCCGGCCACGACUUUCAAAACGACUAGUGCAAGUUAUAGCUGGCCGCUGGGUGCAUGUGUUCCAGUACAGGCGACCGACCAUGAGCCUGUUGGAAGCAACUUGGGAGUAUGUGAGCUCCAAGGGCAUACGCUUGGAGUUGCAGUCCAGGGUGAGACGGGAGCUUUUCAGUUGUUUGGGUGCAAUACCUUUUUUACAAGCUUUUCUUGGGGCGCAGAUCAGUGGAGUCACAACAGCAUCAGAUGCGUCACAUUGGGGGGGAGCUGUCGGAAUUAGUCGCUGUUUAACUGAGGUUGGAGAUGAUUUUCUACGACACUGUACCUCUACACCCCCUCUGAAGACAAGUGGUUGUUUGGUGAUAUCAUUAUUCAAUGGUAUAGGGGGCGCUUUUCGUGCAUACGACAUUAUUGGCGUUAAACCACUGGGAAUGGUAGCCUAUGAUGUACAUGCCCCAGCAAAUAGGGUGACUUCACGACGCUGGCCCACAGCUGAACUGCAUGGUGAUGUGCGCACAUUGGACAAGGCCCAGAUUGAGCUAUGGCUUCUGAAACAUCCUGGUUUGACGGAGAUACAUUUGUGGGGAGGUUUUCCUUGUGUAGACUUGUCUUCAGUGAAGUUUGGUGCGAAGGGUUUGUCUGGGCCGCAAUCUUCACUGUUUUAUGAACUACCCAGGAUUUUGAAACUUUUGAGGGAGACUGUACCUUCACAUGUGGUGAUCAAGUACGUAGCAGAGAACGUAGCGUCGAUGCCAAAAGCAGAGUGCGACAAGAUCAGCGAAGUGCUAGGAGUAGUACCCUAUCAUUUCAAUUGCGUCCAUGCAGUUCCGAUGCAGCGACCUAGGUUGUGUUGGACAUCGGAGACAUUGGAAGAUAGCAUGACUGGACUGACUUUCAGAACUCAGCAGCAUUGGACAGAGGUGGAGGCUUUUGCGCCUUACCCGGAUAUGGAAGACUGGAUAGAACCCGGCUUCGACUGGCCAGGGGGGCACCAGGGGUACACGCUACCCACAGCACUGAAGUCAAUCAAGAGAUCAAGACCCCCUCCAGCUCCAGCGGGGAUAAAUCGAUGUGAUGAAGAUACGUUGGCACGUUAUCAGGCAGAAAUUGUGGACAGUUUUGUCAUGUAUGCCAUCGCCCACCGAGACCUCUCUUUCGCUGCCAUGAUGGUUUUAGGUUUUUAUGGACUCCUUCGAACGGGGGAACUGAUGCAGAUACGGCCGUCUGAUAUUCUGGUUGGAAGACGGGCUGCCGUCAUCAGUCUCAAAGACACGAAGUCAGGGCUUCGCAAUGCAGCUCACGAGACAGUAUCAAUAACAGAAGACCUGGCGCUGGAGAUCCUCCGAGCUGCCAUUAGUGAGAGUAAGAACUCCCGUUGCGCAGCCAUGCUGAAACCGGCUUCUACGAAACAGGUCUCUGAUAUUCUCAAGUAUGCGAAUGAGAAGAACCUGUCGGUCGUCCCAAUGUUGAAAGACAAAGAGUCUGCCAGUAAACUGGAGGGGCAGAAAUGCAUUUGGAAACCUGUUUUAACUGACAACCUCGUGGAGUUACUCAAGAGCGCCAAUGAAGAGACUGGUGCAACAGGAGUUGGUCCUUUGCAUGAUGAGUUGGUGCUGUCCGUCCUUCGGGCUACGCAGCUGGACACCUUGGAUGAGAGGAAAUCUGCGAUCACUGAGCUGCAGGCCUUGUUGGAACUUCCGGGAGAUCAGCAGUCGGUGCGGAACCGGAUCCGGUAUAUGAUGAACAAAAGCCGCGAGGAGGAAGACGUUGCCGUUGAGGAGCUGCAGCUCAGUUGCGGCUUGGUGAAGAAAGAUGCGGAAAAGGUGAUCAAAAUGUUUGCCUGCAAUGUGGCCAUUGGCAAGCAGUAUGCCCACUUGCUGAAGCAGAUUACUUGUGGCCGAUUGAAUGCAGAUGGAAUCAUCCUUAGGAAAGAGGUUCAAAAGCUGAUCGACUCAGUUCAGUUGUAUCAAGACAGUCAACAGGGUCCGCGCCGUCACAACGUCGGGCUCUUUGCGACGAAUGUCUCUAGCACCGCUUCGCUCAAGGUGAACACGGGGCAAUCAGGCCUCCGUUCGAGCACCGAGAGCGACCCUGCCAUGGUGAAAGAGGAGGAGGAGAAUGGAUGUCAGGUUCUUUGGGAUCGCAUCAAGGGCUUCGUAGGGCCCUACUUAAAGGCCAUCGCCGAGUGGUGGGAAGGCUUCAAGUGCAGCCAGUUGCUGGCGCGCCUCAUAGUGGAUCACGCCUUUCUGGGCUUAGACGAGGAACUGUAUCUCGUGGACGCGGAACGGGUGGCGCGGGAUGAAUUGUGCGAGCACCGGCGAGGCAACAACUUGCCGCGAAUUCUGUGGAAAAUCCUGUUGUCCAAUGCGCCCAUCUUAGCCGCGCUCUUCUGCACGUUGGCGUUCCUCUUGAACCGUUCGGUGUUGGAUGCCACCCGUUUGCUGAUGGUGACGUUUGCCUGCUUGCGGCUGUAUCCUUUCCCGGCAAAUUGGCUUUGGUCCUUUCUGAAGUACUUCUCCGCAGUGCUGUUGGUGCUACGAACGCUCUAUGACCUUCCAGUGGUCUGCGACAAGGGGGACGCAUCCACAAUUUUCCGCAUUUUGGACAGCUUGAAAUCAGCCGAUACCAGGCAGCUGGACGAAUACAACUAUUCGCUGGGCAUUUCAAGCUGUGCAAAAUCCACGAUGUGGCAACAUGCUUUGGGCCUGUUCAGGGACAUGCCCGAAGCCAAAGUUCAAGCAGAUGUGGUUUGCUUCAGCGCAGUGAUCAGUGCGUACCAGAAGGCCUCGCAGUGGCAGAAGGCCCUGACUUUCUUGAAUGAAAUGCCUGGAUGGCGCACGGAUCCCAACGGAUUUUGCUACAGUGCCGCCAUCACAUCAUGUGAAAAGGCUACCCAGUGGCACCAGGCGCUUCAGCUCUACGAGAGGAUGUCCGUUUCGGCGGUGCCUGCGGAUGUGGUCAGCUUCAGUGCUCUGAUGAGCUCCUUGGGGAAGCUUGGGAAGUGGAAGGUUGGGGACUUCAGAAAAGGAGAAUGUGGAUGGAGUUGAU
Messenger RNA from Cladocopium goreaui, 6715 nucleotides. The record is from the annotation of a GenBank genome assembly. NCBI's taxonomy places the organism in Eukaryota, Dinophyceae, Suessiales, Symbiodiniaceae.